AUGAUCUUAAAAAAUGGUCCUGUUAAGCCGGUGCAAGGUUACUAUAAGUUUUUGGGUGUCGUUGCUGCUUUUGUUGUUGUUGUCGUUGCUGUUGGUGUUGUUGGUCGAUGGGUGACAUUUCGACGAUUUCGCCUUCCUCGGAGCCUGGACGUAUUUUGCUUAGCAGUAGCCUUCGGGUUAACUACUGCCAUGAAGUCAAAAGCGUACUUUCGCUCGUCGUUGUUCGUUCUUGCCUCUUUAUUCAUUGCAAGGUAUUUCUUUGCUCUGAAAACGAGAAUUCUUUUACCAUUAAAGCUAGGUGAAGCACCAUCCGUCAUUCUUGCUCCACCGAGUGGUUUCUGCAACAGUCGUCGUUAUCUGGUUAUAUUAAUUACGAGGGUACAAGAACCGGAGAAAAGGCGUCGAUUCAUGACGACAUACGGCCGAUUUAGUGAAUUGCACAAUUUUACUGUUCUAUUUCCCGUUGGUCUAUCUAAGGAUGAGGAGGUAAACAGUGCAUUGGGCAGAGAACAUGAAGCCCACGCCAAUAUAUUGCAGACGAACUUUGUCGACAGCUACCGUAAUCUUACGUUGAAGUCAUAUUCGUGGGCAAAUUACGUGCGAAAGAACUGCACCAGUGUGAAAGCGGUUCUGAAAAUUGAUGACGAUGUGGCGUUGAACGUCAAGGAAGUGUUCAAAUAUCUCGAUGACAUCGAUCCCAACGGCAAUAUCCUCUAUUGCAACCCAGUGAAGAGGGUAGCUGUAGAGCGCGAAAAACGCAACAUGUGGUACGUGUCAUUCGAACAAUAUCCACACGAGUUUUAUCCCGAAUACUGCCUUAGUCCUAUCUAUGCAGGAACACCAGGAACAUUCGCGAAGCUUUACAAUGCCACAACAGCCGUUAACCAUUUCUGGAUAGAUGACGUCUUCAGUACAGGCGUUGUUGGUCUUGAGGCUGGAGUGUCAUUCCGUUGGAUGCCUAUUUCCAAAAACUUUUCCAAUUUCCAGUCGUUUUUUAAUGGAAGUGCUGUAGCUCAGUAUGUGAAAGAAAUGGACGUUGCUUGGGCCCUUUUCGUAGCGAUGAACAUCGACCCAACAAGAAUUUUAGAAUAA
Molecule: messenger RNA, 1092 nt
Organism: Angiostrongylus costaricensis
Lineage: Eukaryota; Metazoa; Nematoda; Chromadorea; Rhabditida; Metastrongylidae
Source: the annotation of a GenBank genome assembly